Messenger RNA from Fusarium verticillioides 7600, 759 nucleotides. RefSeq lists its product as hypothetical. The record is from RefSeq and is a predicted model, not a curated record. Bases 111 to 425 code for a protein of 104 amino acids. Gene Ontology annotation, cellular component: NatC complex. NCBI's taxonomy places the organism in Eukaryota, Fungi, Ascomycota, Sordariomycetes, Hypocreales, Nectriaceae. The transcript is spliced from 2 exons.
AUCUUCCAUUUCUGUUAGGUCCGCAAAAUCAAUGAACAUCACAUUCCCCACGUCUUCACCAAUAAAUCACAACCCUCAAACCUCUGGCCCCCAAGCCUUCUUGGGUGGAAAUGGAUGCCGAAAAGGCUCGGCAAUACCUCAGCAGUAUUCUUAACAAGAAUCUUCGCGUGUACACCUCCGAUGGACGGUUGUUCUGGGGCGCUCUAAAAUGCACCGACCCGAAUAUUGUGCUAGCUCACACUUAUGAAUAUCGGCAGCCAUCAUCAAGAGAGCGUGAAAAGGCAGCAGAGAAAGCUGACGGAGAAACUGCCAAGGUCGACAUGACCUCUCGCUACUUGGGACUGGUUGUUAUACCCGGGGAACACAUUGCCAAAAUGGAAGUCGAGGAGUUUGCGAGUCAAAUGAGGAAUCAGAAUACCAUAUAGCGGACAGUGGGAGGAAAGGAAACCCUGUAUCCCAGACCCAAACAAUAGAAUGAUUUAGGUAACUUAUUAUCAGUUUAGGAUAUCUUUCCUGAGCUUAGGAUACCUUUUGCUGAGUUUAUUAACACCAUAUAUCAAGAUCUGGUGAUUCCGUGGGGAGCGGAUACAGAGAUAACAUUAAUGAAUUAAAAGUACAACAAGGCUACCGCAAAAGAAAGUCAUCGUACCCAUUCAGCCUUUUGCAACCCGCCCAGCCUAGAGCUACCCACAACGCCUUGUACAACCAAGAUUGCGUUCCCAUCAUUACUACCGAACGCGAGGAAAGCAAGACACACGC